Sinocyclocheilus grahami is the source of this 900-nucleotide messenger RNA. RefSeq names its product long-chain fatty acid transport protein 1-like. NCBI's taxonomy places the organism in Eukaryota, Metazoa, Chordata, Actinopteri, Cypriniformes, Cyprinidae. Gene Ontology annotation, cellular component: endoplasmic reticulum membrane; mitochondrial inner membrane; plasma membrane. Gene Ontology annotation, biological process: long-chain fatty acid import into cell; long-chain fatty acid metabolic process; medium-chain fatty acid transport. The coding region runs from base 219 to 872 and encodes 217 amino acids. The transcript is spliced from 3 exons. Gene Ontology annotation, molecular function: oleoyl-CoA ligase activity; long-chain fatty acid transmembrane transporter activity. The record is from RefSeq and is a predicted model, not a curated record.
UGUGUCCUCCAAUCAGAGCGCAGCGCGUGAGUGUGGAGGCGGGGCUUCCAGACUUGGCACUGCGCGAGCUCUCGGGAGUAAAUGCAUGGUUAUGUGUCAUCUCUCUGCAGUCGUGUAGCGCUCGAGCGCAUUGCUCGGUGACUUCUCGUCAGGUCUGUGAAGGUGUCCGGCGUUUCUCUGGGAUUAUUUCCGCCAAAACUAAACGGGCUGAUCGCAGGAUGGGUGCUGGAGACGGGUUCCGUGCCCCGGCGGCGGUGAUCUCUGCUGGGCUACUGAGUGUGCUGGGCCUCUCGUGGUUCUGGAGCUUGCUGGCUCUUUUAGGAGUUUAUUUAUGUUCUGGAGGAUGGAGGUUUCUCUAUGUGGCUGCAUGCACCAUCAAGAGAGACCUUGUUGGUCUGUGCAUACUGUUGCGUGUGAAAUUCUUCAUGCAUCAUUACAUUCGUACGCGCAGCACCGUCCCGUCCAUAUUCGCCCAGCGCGUGGCACUCCACCCGGACAAAGCGGCUCUGGUGGAGGAGUCCACGGGCGAGGUGUGGAGCUUCUCUGAGCUGGACCGGCGCUCGAACGCGGUGGCGCAGUGGGCCGUGGCGCAGGGCUGGAGGUCUGGAGACGUGGUGGCCGUCUUCAUGGAGAGCCGGCCGCUCAUGGUCGCGCUGUGGCUCGGUCUGGCUAAAGUGGGCGUGGAGCCGGCGCUCAUCAAUUUUAACCUGCGACGCGAUCCGCUGAUGCACUGCAUGGGCGUGUCUGGAGCGCGAGGGAUGGUGUUCGGGGCGGAGCUUCUGGACGGUGAGACGCGUACUGAUUUGUUAGUCUGUUCGGACGUGAUGCUUUUUCAAAGGCCAUUGGAGAUGUUUAGAAAAAAGUGUGGCUAAUAGCUGAUGGGAUAUACAUAACACAACU